Arabidopsis lyrata subsp. lyrata is the source of this 1237-nucleotide messenger RNA. Its product is annotated as NAC domain-containing protein 19. Gene Ontology annotation, molecular function: DNA binding. NCBI's taxonomy places the organism in Eukaryota, Viridiplantae, Streptophyta, Magnoliopsida, Brassicales, Brassicaceae. The transcript has 3 exons. The record is from RefSeq and is a predicted model, not a curated record. The coding region runs from base 35 to 997 and encodes 320 amino acids. Gene Ontology annotation, biological process: regulation of DNA-templated transcription.
UUAUUGUCAAAAAUAAGAAAGAAAGAAAAAAAAAAUGGGUAUCCAAGAAACUGACCCGUUAGCCCAGUUGAGCUUACCACCAGGUUUCCGAUUUUACCCGACCGAUGAAGAGCUUAUGGUUCAAUAUCUAUGCAGAAAAGCAGCUGGUUACGAUUUCUCUCUUCAGCUCAUCGCCGAAAUCGAUCUUUAUAAGUUUGAUCCAUGGGUUUUACCAAAUAAGGCAUUAUUUGGAGAAAAGGAAUGGUAUUUUUUUAGUCCGAGGGAUAGAAAAUACCCAAACGGGUCAAGACCUAACCGGGUUGCCGGAUCGGGUUAUUGGAAGGCUACGGGUACAGAUAAAAUAAUAUCGACGGAAGGACAAAGAGUUGGAAUUAAAAAAGCGUUGGUGUUUUACAUCGGAAAAGCUCCUAAAGGCACUAAAACCAAUUGGAUCAUGCAUGAGUAUCGUCUCAUUGAACCCUCUCGUAGAAACGGAAGCACUAAGUUGGAUGAUUGGGUUCUAUGUCGAAUAUACAAAAAGCAAUCAAGCGCACAAAAACAAGUUUACGAAAAUGUAAUCACGAGUGGUAGAGAAUUCAGCAACAAUGGUACUUCGUCAACAACGUCGUCUUCUUCUCACUUUGAAGACGUUCUUGAUUCGUUUCAUCAUGAGAUCGACAACAGAAAUUUCCAGUUUUCUAAUCCAAACCGGUUCUCGUCGCUAAGACCGGACUUAACCGAACAGAAAACCGGGAUCAACGGUCUUGCGGAUACUUCCAACUUCGAUUGGGGUAGUUUUGCCGGAAAUGUUGAGCACAAUAAUUACUCGGUACCGGAACUCGGACUGAGUCAUGUUGUUCCUAAUCUCGAGUACAAUUGUAGCUACCUUAAGACGGAGGAGGAAGUCGAGAGCAGUCACGGGUUUAACAACUCGGGCGAGUUGGCUCAAAAGGGUUAUGGUGUUGACUCGGUCGGGUUUGGGUAUUCGGGGCAAGUUGGUGGGUUCGGGUUUAUGUGAUGAUGCAAUGCUGACGCAGUAAAAAUAAGUCGUUAAUUUUUGUCCCGUGGCAAAUCUUAUGUAUUUGGAUUUCAAUUCUUUUGUGUUUAGAGGCAGAUUCAUAGAUUUAAAUGUAGUAGAUUUGUAAUCUAUCAUGCCUAGAAAAUUUGACCAAUAGAUUUUGUAACUUUUGUUUGUUGUUGUUGAUCUUUUGUAUUGGUAGAAAUUUAGUGGAUUGAAAUUGCAUAUUGUAUUAGAAUA